Molecule: messenger RNA, 1246 nt
Organism: Erigeron canadensis
Lineage: Eukaryota; Viridiplantae; Streptophyta; Magnoliopsida; Asterales; Asteraceae
Product: protein AGENET DOMAIN (AGD)-CONTAINING P1
Exons: 2
Coding region: 77-1009 (310 amino acids)
Source: RefSeq, a predicted model, not a curated record
AUAUCCUUUCCUUCCAAAAGAAAAGGGGACAAUAAAGAAUCAAUUUGAAAACCCUAAAAAUAAAAAAUAGAGAAAAAUGUCACACACUCGCAAUCAGAACAGCACCCCAUUUCCAAACGGAUCAGAAGUGGAAAUAAGCAGCAACGACAACGGCUUCCGUGGGGCAUGGUAUUCAGGGACAGUAAUCAAACCCAAAAACAACAACAAAAAUCUAAUGAUUGUUGAAUACAAAACAUUAAUGGCCGAUGAAUCUGGAACAAAACCACUUAGGGAAACAUUAGAUGUUAUCCAGUUAAGGCCAUUACCCCCACGUGAUAAGGGUGAUAGGGAUUUUAAGUUUAGUGAGGAAGUUGAUGCUUAUUAUAAUGAUGGGUGGUGGGAAGGGGUUGUUACUGCUGUUUUGCCCGGUGACCGAUAUUCGGUGUUUUUCCGGGCGACUCGGGAGCAGUUGGAAUUCGGAAAGUCCGAACUCAGGAUUCAUAGGGAGUGGGUUUAUGGUGAAUGGGUUCCCCCGGUUGAAGAUGAACAACAAGAGGCAUCUAUCUCUGUAGAUUUGAAGAUUUCCAGCAAUGAUAAAUUUCAGAAAGGGCAAUCAGUUGAAGUAUCCAGUGAUGAAGAAGGUUUUCAAGGUGCUUGGUUUGCUGCCACUGUCAUUGAACAAUUGAGCACUGGCAAGUUCAAGAUUGAGUACAAAUUCUUGAGAAAUGAUGAUGAUACUGCUUUUAUCACAGAAGAAGUUGAUAGCAACCACAUACGCCCUUGCCCCCCUAAUGAAAUGAUCGAUCAGUUCCGCCUUUAUGAAGAAGUUGAUGCCCUCUACAAUGAUGGGUGGUGGGUAGGCGUGAUUUUCAAGGUACUCGGCAGACAAAGAUAUGAGGUUUUCUUUAGGGACACAAGUGAGGAAAUAGUUUUCAAGCAAUCAGAACUGAGGCGGCAUGUAGAAUGGAUCAACGGCAAAUGGGUGUCUUCUUCCUCGGUGUGUAAUCCUAUUCAUAGACAAAUAAAGUAGUCUUUAAGUAAUUAUUAGUUGACGACGGGUAGGUGAAAAUUGAAGUUAGGUCUGUACUUUUGUUUUUGUGAACUGUAACUAGGUCAUGCGGCUUCUGCAUGCCAAAUCUCACAACUCAAUGGGCGGUAAUGUUUUUUUGUAUCUUAAGUUUAGCCCUAACUCUUAAUGCCACUUGCUAUGGAUGCUUUUGUACUAAACUUUGAAACGCAUGUGAAAAAUCCAGAAUUUUGUGUUGCC